Penicilliopsis zonata CBS 506.65 is the source of this 639-nucleotide messenger RNA. RefSeq lists its product as hypothetical. The record is from RefSeq and is a predicted model, not a curated record. The transcript is spliced from 2 exons. Bases 1 to 639 code for a protein of 212 amino acids. NCBI's taxonomy places the organism in Eukaryota, Fungi, Ascomycota, Eurotiomycetes, Eurotiales, Aspergillaceae.
AUGGACCCAGACAUCACGCUGUAUACCGCCCCGACAGCCAACGGCAUUAAAAUCUCCAUCGCCCUCGAGGAGCUAGGAAUCCCAUACAAAGCAAAACAUCUCACCCUCCCCCAACGCAGCGAAGAAUGGUACCUCCAGAUCCAUCCCAACGCCCAGAUUCCCGCCCUGGUCGAUAAUUCCGGCGACGGCGAGUCCAGCGUGCGCGUCUUCGAGUCCGGGAGUAUCCUGCUGUACCUUGCCGACAAGUACGAUCCAGAAUACAAGAUCAGUUAUCCGCGCGGGACUGCCGAAUGGACCGAAACGAUCAACUGGCUGUUCUUCCAGAAUGCCUCGCUUGGCCCGAUGCAGUCGCAGGCGGUUUAUUUCCUGCGCAAGGCCGCGGAUCGUAUCGAACCCGCCAUCCAGCGGUACGAAAGGGAGUUGCGCAGAGUAUACACCGUCGUCGAACGGCGUCUUGCCUCUUCCGCCUCGGGGUUCCUGGUCGGCGAUCACAUUUCUAUCGCGGAUAUCUCGCUCUGGGGACCUGUCAGGGGGUUGGAGAGGGCGGGAAUCGAUCUUGCUGAAUUUCCUCAUGUCGCGGCUUGGAAGGAGAAAUUGGCGAUGCGGGAGGGAGUUCAGAGGGGCAUCAGUGAUAGAUAG